Molecule: messenger RNA, 4074 nt
Organism: Carassius auratus (goldfish)
Lineage: Eukaryota; Metazoa; Chordata; Actinopteri; Cypriniformes; Cyprinidae
Product: rab11 family-interacting protein 2-like
Exons: 5
Coding region: 565-2604 (679 amino acids)
Biological process (GO): regulated exocytosis
Cellular component (GO): intracellular membrane-bounded organelle
Molecular function (GO): small GTPase binding
Source: RefSeq, a predicted model, not a curated record
CCAGUCUGAUGACUAAUCGGCUUCAAAACUACUAAUAAUUACUCAUACUGUUUUUUUUGGUCCUGCUGAAUGGCCUGUUAUCUGAGCUCUACAGUGAUAUACUUGACCUUAAUAAAGUCUGAGGAAGUAAAUUGAGGAAACGAAAAUGAGGAAAUUCUUCAAAGAUAUUCUGAGAAUAGUUUUUAAAAUCCCCAUCAAGGAAAACUGAACUGUGACUACAAAUGCACGAAUAUUUAAUAAGUAAUCGCCGAGUCAGUUUUCUGAUUUGUUGUCUGUUGCUCACCAAUUGGUCGAUACAUUUUAGCAACCACGUCGAAUACUGUGUAAGUUACACCUUUAGCAUCUUAAUUCGCGGUUAAAUUAUGACUACAGGUUAAAAGUAGCGGGAACGUAUUGGUGGCCUAAUAGGCCUUUACCCGUGAAUUAAAAUCUUUACCACAGGGUUGUAAGUAUAUGUUACUAUCACAAGCUCUGCUUUAAAUAUUGUAACGCAAGAAUGAAGCGAUACCUGCAUCACCUGAGCGAUGGGUACACCGUGUACGUAAUGGGUGAGGGGCGGGGCUUAUGAGAUCUCCCAAGCAGUACACUCAGGAGCUAGAGCGACGCACGGCAGACAUCCAGCGGGCUAGACCGAGCGAACGAAUAUACUUUUCGUCCUGGUUGCUUUCACUGAGAAUGUCUUUGGGUGACCAGCAGUGGUAUCCCACUAGCGUUCAGGUAACGGUACUCAAAGCGCGAAACCUGCGGAUCAAGGGCAAGAAUGGCACGAACGACGCCUAUGCCAUCAUGCAGGUGGGCAAGGACAAGUUUUCCACCUCGGUAGCGGAGAAAUGCGUCUCGCCCGAAUGGAAGGAGGAGGCGACCUUCGAUCUGCCGCCGAACUAUCAGGGGGACGCGGAGCGGUGCACGCUCUACAUCAUCGCCAUGCACAGAGCCCUGGUGGGGCUGGACAAGUUUUUGGGACAGGCUGUCAUCAACUUAGUGGAUCUCCACGCCAACAGAUCACGCAAAAAAACCGACUGGUACAAGCUUGUGGAUAAGAACGGGAAACAGGAGAAGGACCGAGGGGAAGUUCUUUUGGACAUUCAGUUCAUGCGGAAUAACCUGACAGCCAGCAUGUUUGACCUCUCCAUGGCAGACAAACCUCGCUCUGGCAUUGGCAAACUCAAGGAUAAAAUUCGUGGUAAGAAGAAGGAAGGCCUGUCAGAUUCUGCCUCUGCGAUCGUGCCCUCUUCAGUGGGAAUGGACAGUGAAGAGGAAGGAGAGGGCGGUUCAGACAAUCCUAAGAAGAAAUCAAAAUUCAAAUCCUUGUUUGGCCCAAAGACAAACCUCCACAGGAAUGUGUCCCAGUCGAUGUCAACCCUGGGCACCCUGCCUGAGAAGAACAGUUCACUCAGCAGCAGCAGAUCAUCUGGCCUUAAUGUAGACUCUCCUGAUGUGAAAAAGAAGUUUAAAAUACUGGGACACAAGCGCACCGAGAGCUCAGAUAGCAAAGUGUCUCUUGGCCCGUUUUCUCUUCUGAGCCGCUCUAAGCAAAACAUCCAGGAGCAGAAUAACCUCUGUAUCAACGGCAGCCAUGUUUAUGAAGAGGAGCAAGAACCUAAAGCUAAUUUUGGCUCCACACUCAGUCUGAACAGCUCAGGAAAGGGUUCAGUAGAGGAUGUUCGUAAAUACCACCAACGAAACACAUCCGACAUCUCCAUCGACUCACUGAAAGGCCUGAGUAUCCCCUCAUACAAACCUGAAGUGCAAGACAAAGCUUCUCUUGUCCCACAGCGCCCUCUAGAGGACAGGAGUCAUGUAGAGGUGGAGGAGAAGGGUAAGAAGCACGGAGGAAGAAGCCUGCAAGAGGUGCUGGACCGACAGGAAGAACAAGAGCAGAGGAGGCAACAGGAACAAGAGAGAAAACAAGAGGAAGAGAGGAAAAGCAGGCUUGAAGAGCAGGAGAGGAAGCGCAAGGAAGAGGAAGAGCUGCAGAGGAAGCGGCGCGAGGAGGAGACGCAGCGAGCUGAGGAGCAGCUGCACCAGGAGGAGACCAGAGUGACCGAACGGCUCUCUUCUCUCUUUGGCAUUGGAAAGAAGAAGGAGGAGAAGAGAGAGGAAGCUUUGAAUGAACCCAAACAUCUGGAUGUGCCAGCCUCUACAAAACCAUUCGAAGACAUUCCCCUCACCCCAGAUACUCCGUCUUCUAUCCCAGAAGAGAGGUCCACGGACCCACGGAGGGGUGUCAGGGCCACCCUAACCCCCACGCCACCCGCUAGUGCUUUCCCCAACCGCACCCCAAAAGUGUCCGCGGUCAAGCCAAGGCCUCACCCAGUGAAACCCAUGAGCACCGAGAGCCAGUCUUCCAGUGUUAUCGCUGUGGGGAAAGACCCAAAGACUAUCACCAUCAAGGAAAUGGCUGAGAUGUCAAAGAAUGUAGAUAGCGGCCCGUACACUCAGCUCACACAGGAGGAACUGAUCACACUGGUGGUAAAGCAACAGGCCGAACUCUCCAAAAAAGAUGCCAGGAUCAUGGAGUUAGAGGACUAUAUUGAUAACCUUCUAGUUCGCGUCAUGGAGGAGAAGCCAGCCAUCCUGUUUUCACUUCAAUCCAAGUGUUAGGGUUUAAUCCUAACAUCUGAAUAACUGUGAUCACUAUACUGAGACGCUUCAAUAUUGUAGGACUUGGCCGAUGUAGCCAAAAGGAUUGUAAACGCAAUAUCACAUCUCAUAAUCAGUUGAUUUGCUUGACUAUAUAACGCAUGUAGAGUUGCUGUGCACACAACUGGAUGCUGGGAUAUUGUUUUUUGUUUUGUUGGAUCAUGCUACAAUCUCCCCCUGAGAAGCUUCCCAUCAUAUUUAUUGAUAAUCUCAUCAAUUUUUGUGCAUCUUUCCAUUUAAGAGAAGGCUUUUUAAUGCAUUAUUUAUUGCAGUCUUAAGCUUGUAUUUGAAGAUUUCCCUUCCUCCUAAAGCGAUUUGUGUUUAGAUCCUGACUGCUGCCUUGAGUCUUGAUCAGAACGCUUCAUUAGUGUUAAUGCAGCCUUGUGUCUUUUGCGGCUCAAAUCAAGGGAAUGAUCCUCUUAGUUUUUAGAAAUGACAACAAUAAGCACUUUUUACUUGUACCGGGUGUUUCAUUUAUUAAAGAUAGUGUUUUUAUAUUAAGUAAUUCUCUAAAAUACCCUGUAGAAUUACCUCUAAUGAAGAAAUAUUUGCCUGUUACGCACACUUCUGCGUAUGUAAAGCUCUGCUGGUGUUCCAACACUGGAAUUCUUUGAUAUUUCCCUGGUCAAUAUUGACUACAUGUUUCUUUUUGCCAGCUCUUGAAUCAGGCAAAAUAUUUCAAGCUACAUGUCAAACUGCAUGUUUGUUUUAUAUUGUAGCGGUUUAGACCAAGGAUUAUUAAGCGUUCUUUGAAGCACAAUGUACAUACUGGGACAUUCUGCAGUUCUGUGAUGGACUAGCAAUAACUUUUUUGCAGGAUUUAGUUUCCUGAACGGCAGGUAAUGCAGUACUUUCAUCAAACCGGGAUCUUUUGCAACGUAUCAUGUAGCCUGUUGAGGUCAGUGUUUGUCUGUUGUAAAACCAAAGAUCUGUGAUGUAAACCUGAAGUCUUACCUGACAGUACUCAAAACCUUCUCAUGGUUUUAAUCAGUAAGUAAACCGUUUUGUUUAACCAUUUUAAUGCCUAUGGGGAGAGAAUAAGUCCCUAUGACAAGGAUGGAGGAAUUAACUGUAUGUCUUGUUGAAUCUGUUGUCAGUCUCAGUUUUCUGUGUUGUGGUUACAUAUUCAGUCAUGAGAACCUUCAGAAGAGCUUCGGCUGUGUUCUUUCAAGCGUUGUCAAUCAGUUUGAGUGAGUUUCACUGUCAUUAGGUUCUGCAGACUCUAAACACUCCUUUAUGUCUGGAUUUGAAUGAACAGCCUUAUUAAUUAUUGCUGAUGCUAUGCAUAUAUGCACAAGAUAUAUUUUAUAGACCUGUGCCUUCUCUAUGACAUUAAGACAUGAAUAUAUUGAUUUGUUCCUUUACUUCAAUACUCGCAGAAAUGUAAUUUUGUUUAUGCCUCAAAUCAUUUAAUAAACUUGGCCGAACCCA